CGCUGUCCCCGGCACGGGCAGCCCCUCGAGUUCUUCUGUCGCACGGAGGGUCGCUGCGAGUGCAGCGCAUGCACUGUGAACGAGUGUCGCCUCCACGAGCGGGCGCUGCUGGACACUGAGCGUCGGGAACGCGAGGUGACACCGGAGUGCCCUGCCCUGUCUUUAGGCGCCUAGGCUGGGGCGGACAGCUUAAGCAGGAGGCGGCUUUGGGAUGUUUGUGGUCCCGGAUAGAAGGAGAAAACAGGUGCUUGAAAUAGAGAUUUCGGAGCUGGUGACAGGCUCAGGGUGAGGCCCCAGGACUGAGUGGCUGACACGGAGUGAAGAAAGUGGUGAGGACGCCAGGGGUCCAAGCGCUGGAGUGUUGGAGGAUAAACCCUGUGGCUGCUGAAGUCACAGAGAAUAGAAUGCUCCUGCUGAGGCUCUGAGCUCGGAAGUUUGCAGUGAAGGCCAGCAGAUGACAACAAGGAGGGAGUGGCAGGUGGUACCACCAGGCCCAGCUGAAAGCCAUGCUGGAGGUCACCCAGCAGCAGGCCACCGAGGCUGAGAGCCAGCUAAAGGAACUGCAGGAGCAAAGCAGCCAGAUCCAGAGCUCGGCCUGCACCCUGGCCUCCGUGGUCUCCAGCAAAUUCAGCUGCCUGCUGCAGGCCCUGGAGAUGCGGCGGACCUUGGCACUGACGGACAUCGAGGUGGCCAAGACACAGGCACUAACACAGGCCCAGGAUGAAGAACGGCGACUGCGGGGCCACCUGGAAGCCCUGGCUCACUACGACCGCAGGGUCCGGGACCUCCUGGAGCAGUCGGAUGACCAGACCUUCCUCCAGGAAUCACAGCUCCUGGCACCCCCAGGCCCUCUUGGGCCCCUGGCUCCUCUGCAGUGGGACGAAGAGCAGCAGCUGGCUGGCAUGGAGUCACUGAGCCGGCUGUAUGGUCUCCUCCUGGAUGAGGGGAGCCACCCCAGGGCACCGGCUGAGGCUGCUGAUUUGGGCCCCGUGGGUAAGGCUGACCCCAGAUCUCUCUCUACCCCUCCGGGCCCAGCUGGCCCUCCCACAGCGGGUGGGAGUCGGGUCAGGACCCUGCCCCCCAUGAGCUCUCUCCCCGUCACUGCCCUAACACUUCUUUGCCUCCUAGAGGCCCCAGGUCCGCUGGCACCAGUCCCAAGCCCGGUUUGCCCACUGAGGAGGAAACUCUGGCAGAAUUAUCGCAACCUGACCUUCGACCCAGACAGCGCCAAUUGCCACCUCUACCUGUCUCAGCAGGGCCAGCAGGUAAAGCACCGUCACAAGCCCCGGGACCUGGCCGGGCCACGCAGCUUCCAGCUCUGGCAGGUGCAAUGUGCCCAGAGCUUCCGGAACGGUCGACACUACUGGGAGGUGCGCACGUCUAAUCACUCAGUGACGCUGGGCGUCGCCUAUCCAGAACUUUCACGGCACAAGCAAGGGCCCCACACAGACAACAUUGGACGUGGGCCUAGCUCCUGGGGGCUCUGUGUUCAGGAGGACAGGGCCCAGGCCUGGCACAACGGGGAGGCCCGGCGCCUCCCAGGGGUGUCCGGGCAGCUCCUGGGCAUGGAUUUGGACCUGGCCUCUGGCCGCCUCACCUUCUACAGCCUGGAGCCCAAGGCCCAGCCCCUACAUACCUUCCACGCCAUUUUCACCCAGCCCCUCUACCCCGUCUUCUGGCUCCUGGAGGGUAGGACUUUGACCCUGUGCCAUCGGCCUGAGGCCAAGCUCCCUCCGGGACUCCAGGAAGAGGCCGCGGGGACCAGCUGAGGUGCUGCCUGGGCCUCAGAGGCUAGUGUGGUGCCCAUGGGCCCCUGUUCCUGCUGGAGAGUGUGUGCGGUCCGUACCUCGCCGCACAGGAGGCACAACAACACACUUCGCUGCAGCUCACCUCCAUUGAAUGUGAUGUAGACCAAAGGGACGGGGCCUGGUGGGGGGGGGGGGGCAAAGCACAACCAAUUCCUGGAGAAAACCUAGAGAAAAGCAAUUUUUACCUCCUUCUCUCUCUUUUCAUAACAUUUUGGCAUAUCUUAGUCUCUUUUGUAUAUCCUUGUGAUUACAUUUUGUAAACAAUUGGGGUGGGGUGUUUUUUUGCCUUUCUACUCAGCACAAGCAUUUUUCACGGUAUUAAAAUUUUUCCCUGAAUGAUUACCAUAUAAA
Molecule: messenger RNA, 2159 nt
Organism: Neofelis nebulosa (Clouded leopard)
Lineage: Eukaryota; Metazoa; Chordata; Mammalia; Carnivora; Felidae
Gene: TRIM65
Product: tripartite motif containing 65
Exons: 5
Coding region: 507-1769 (420 amino acids)
Biological process (GO): positive regulation of autophagy
Molecular function (GO): zinc ion binding; protein binding
Source: RefSeq, a predicted model, not a curated record